UGACCAAUAGCAAGUUGUAUUCCUGCGCAGGCGCAGUUUGCCAUGCGGUCCACAUGACCCUGAGCGGUCAGGACGAUGUGGUGCGUGUCCUCUCAGAGCAGGUGUUUACACUCCUCGUUAUGUUUGAUGAAGAAGUUAAAGGGUAAGACAGCGGCCGAGCAGCGCUGGGUGCUGCGCCAGCUCAAAGACCCGUAUGUCAAAGCUUCACACGCCCAAAACUUCCGGUGCAGAAGCGCCUUCAAGCUGCUGGAGAUGGACGACAAGUUUCGGCUCUUGCAGCCCGGACACAGCGUGGUGGACUGCGGAGCUGCACCUGGAGCCUGGAGCCAGGUGGCCGUGCAGAGGGUCAACUCAGCCGGGACAGACCCAGAGUUACCACGCGGCACAGUUGUUGGCAUUGAUCUGCUGAACAUACCACCUCUGGAUGGUGCCCACUUUCUGCCAAGUCAUGAUGUCACUGACCCCGCCACACAUGCCAAGCUGCUGGAUCUCCUCCCCAAUGGACAGGCUCAUGUCAUCCUGAGCGACAUGGCGCCCAACGCCAGCGGUUUUCGAGAGAUGGACCAUGAGAAACUCAUCAUGAUGUGUUUGUCUUUGAUAGACUUGGCUGAGAAGAUUUUACAGCCAGGGGGCUCCCUGGUUUGUAAAUACUGGGACGGGAGCCUCGCUCAUAAACUCCAGGAGAAACUCUCGAGUGUGUUUGGUAGUGUUCGGACUUUGAAGCCAAACGCGAGCAGAAAGGACUCUGCUGAGAAAUAUUUCUUUGCUAGAAUGUACAGGAAGCCAGUCAAAUGAUCAUAGUUUUUUAUUUAUUUUUCUAUGUAUUUCAUCCUUAAAUGAACAAUCUAUCCAGUUUAGAUGUUUUCUGGAGAUUCACCUAAGUGCACAGUGUGCUUUUGAUGAGCGAACAUGAAGGAGAGGCUUACUUAAUAACUUUGAUCAAAAGGUGGCACUGUUGGGGCAUCAGUACGGCUCACAGCUGCAGGCACAUUACAUACUGCUGGUGCUGAUUUCUGUCAGACUUAACACAGUAGCAGCAGUAAAUCUCUCAUAUGUAAACCUAUGCAAGAAUCAUCAGAGUGAUAUUCCUCAAGAGCCCAAUGUUGUGUUUUCUCUCAAGUUAUUGUUUGCCCCGGAGUGUUUGUUCUCCACAGACAGUUUGGUAUUUGCUUUGUUACAGAAAGUCAUUUACCAGCGCUGCUUAUGCUAAUAAUUUGCACUGCCAGCCAUGUAGAAAUAUGUAAUCAUUCUCUCAUUGAGAGCUUAUGAAGGAAAAAAAAAACCCUAAUACAUAAGAG
Messenger RNA from Larimichthys crocea (large yellow croaker), 1298 nucleotides. It is a transcript of the gene mrm2, whose product is annotated as mitochondrial rRNA methyltransferase 2. The record is from RefSeq and is a predicted model, not a curated record. Bases 76 to 795 code for a protein of 239 amino acids. The transcript is spliced from 2 exons. Gene Ontology annotation, biological process: RNA methylation. Lineage: Eukaryota; Metazoa; Chordata; Actinopteri; Sciaenidae. Gene Ontology annotation, molecular function: rRNA (uridine-2'-O-ribose)-methyltransferase activity. Gene Ontology annotation, cellular component: mitochondrion.